UGCCCUGCCUCAUUUAAAGCUGCACAUCAUUGACAACAAAGCAGAGGUUGGACAUCACUGACUUCAGACCAGAGAACCCAAAGCACCAUUGAGAGCAACUGCUGAAAUACGGAGUUGAGAAAACAGCUGAAUGAUGAGUGCUGCUCAGAGUCAAACAACAUUGGAGUCCAAACUCGAGGCCCUGCAGUGCCACUUCACCUGGAAUCUGGACCCCAGCAGAUCUGAGCUUUUACGCCGCAGUGAAAGCCUGGAGGACAUCGGCACAGAGGAGGGAAACAGCUGGCUAGGUCACAUUUACAACCUGCGGGGGUUCAUUCAGUACAAGCUGGGGUUCACCGAAGAUGCCCAGAGUUUCUUCAGCAGGGCUGCAGAGGCCUUCCGCCAGAUAAGACACAGAAAUGAAGGUCCCUGGUUAAUGGUGAACUACGGUAACCUGGCUUGGCUGCACCACCACCUGGGAAACCAAGCAGAGAGUCAGUCUUACCUGUCAAAGGUUGACGCCCUGAUUAAUCAGUACCCAUCUCCAUCCCCGGACGAACUUCAUCCAGAGAUCUAUGCUGAAAAAGCCUGGACCCUGAUGAAGUUCAGCGGAGAGAAAAAGCUGAUCGUAGAUUAUUUCCAGAGAGCCAUCAAGAUGCAGCCGGACAUGGUGGAGUGGAACACCAGCCACACCUUAGAGUUAGUGCAUGCUUUUAAGCACAUCGAUGAAAAGGUGGAGGCUGAAAUCUUCGAAAAAUUAAGAAUCGCCAGGGAACAAGAUCCAGAGAACUUGUACCUCGCUGCUUACUACCUUGAGCAAUGUGCUAAAUUAGGAGAAAGAAUUGAAGAUGAAGCACGUGAGUUAGCCAGAAAGGUUCUGAGAAAUCCUGUCGGCAGCUACGGUGGUAUUAAACCGUUAUUAUGGAUUUACAGAAACUACAUUUCUGUAGAUGAGGCCAUUGCAUUGGCAGAGGAGGCUCUGAAAAAGCACCCAGAUGAGCGUUACCUGAAGAGAUGUGCUUCACUCUGCUACAAAUGGAUCAUUUACUUUAGUGACAGACUCCCAGAGCGAAGCAAGAUAGACAGAGCAAUCCGCCUCCACGAGGAGGUGAUUUCUCUUUACCCUCAUUCUUCACUUAUGAAGAAAGUGGACCUCGCUAAUAUAUACGCAAAGUCAAAUUACAGCCAGGCAAAAGCUGAGCAGAUAUUUCAGGAACUGCUAGAAAGGGAUCGGAUAGAAAAUGAUCUGGAACCUACAGACAAACAGAUGCUUUACAACAACUACGCAAAACGUUUGUUUUUCGAUCAUCAGGAGGACCAAAAGGCAGUACAGUAUCACAUGAAGGCGGCAGCCAUACAGAAUCAGUCCUCCUUUCGUGCGAACAGCAUCAGAUUUCUGGAGAGGAUUAAAGACAAAGACAGGAGCCCAAUGUGUAGAGAAAUAGCAGAGUUUCUGGAAAACUUAAAAGAGCUGUAGUUAUUUUAAAGGUUUGAGUGUGUAAGAUUUAGGGGGAUAUAUUGGCAGAAAUUGUGUAUAAUAUAAUAAGUAUGUUUUCUUUAGUGUAUGAUCACCUGAAAAUAAGAAUCAUUUCGUUUUUGUUGCCUCAAAAUUAGCCUUAGAAAAUGUUUUCACCGGUUAAAAUCAGCGAUCCUUAUGUUUUUGAGAGGAAGAGACCUGGGUAAAAACCACCUGAACAUAUGGAUCAGAAAUAAAUUGAGCACAAAUGAAGGUAUCAGAGAAAAAAAGGUGAGCACAGAUAAGCAGGUACUGGGCAAGCAGGCCAUCAGCAACGUACAGAACAGGAUAGGAGAAACAAUGAUUUGUGAUGUGAAACUGCUGUGUUCAGUGUUUUUACUGGUUUAAAUCAGCUGGUCUGUUUGUUUUGGAGAGGAAGAGACCUCUGUGGAUAAAUUAGCUCCUGGUAAAAACCUCCUGAACAAUGAACACUGAAGGAAUUCUGACCAGGAGAAGUUUCAGCUGGUUGCAAUCUGCGAUCGUCACCGCUAGACGCCACUAAAUCCUCCUAAAUCUUACACACUGGACCUUUAACAGCACUGGUUCUAAACCCAGAAAAAAUAUAGAUAUUCAGCUGGGAGAAAAAUACUGCACACACUCAUUAAUUUCAUAACAAGCACAUUUGGUAAACCUUUUUUUCCUUUGGCCAGGUGGUGCGGAAGGAAGCACCAAGCAGGGGUGUCAAAUAUACGGCACACAGGCCAGAGCCGGCCCACCAAAGGGUCCAGUUCAGCUCACUGACACAGCUCAUAUCGCUGCUGUUUGACGGCUACGAGGUGCCUGCAAGUUUCAGGAGCAAGUGAAACAGUUAGUGGCCUACUUCAUGUAAAAUAUUGCUUCAGAGGCUUUUCAUCCUGACCACAAUACAGUUCUCUGAACACUCACUGUUUGAAGUAUGACUUAUAUUUUUCUCUCUCAGAGGAUUUGAACCACAGAAUGAGGCUGAACAGCUGCAGAUGAAGUGAGUGAUUAGAUACUGCACAUACAAACUGCUGAAACCUGAGCGCUUUACAUUGUAAUAUCUUACAGAUAAGUCAGAGGUCCAAAAUCUAAAAUUAAAAUUACCUGCAAAAAAAUAAUGAAAUAAAAAUAAAAUAAAAUAAAAUAAAACUAAUAUGGGUUUAUAGGCAGGAUCUCUGACAGGACAGGUAAGGUACAGUUUUGUGCUUCCAGGACAUUAAAGACAACUUAAUCUGCAGAAUCAGGAUCACUUCAGGUAUCUAAAGAAAUUUUGGAAAGACGACACAUUAGGAGAAGAAAUCCUUGACUUCUUUCCAAAAGCCUACAAACAUGCUACCUACCAAAAAAUAAAUAAUAUCUAAAAUACAUUUUGCUCUCCAAAGUUUUAAAAAUUAUGAUACUCUGAAUAUUAACGAAAGAUGGGAAGCACAGAGCUUAUUCUAUAACAUCAGUAGAAGAAUGGGACAGUGUCUGCAGAAUGGUUGAUGAUGAGCUCCCCCUCUUGGAGAGAAUUCAGCUUGGAAAAUGUGACUGGUUUCUUCUGUAGUCCAGCACAAAAGACUAACUCUCUAACCGGACUGCCUGCUGGAGGUCCUGUGGAAGCGCUGAGGAAAACCAUCUCCACAUUUUCUGGAACUGUCCCUAUGUGGCUCCAUUUUGGAAAGGUGUCCACAGUGUCCUGAAGAAGCUUUUUGAGUUGAAAAUCUGUUUUAAUUUUGGCUAUCUAGAAGAGCUUCACUGUGCAAAGUGAGAUGCAUAUUUGUUGAGGGUGUUGUUCGGGGCUUGUAAAAACGCUUUGACGAGAAAAUGGGUUAAGAUGUACCAAACAGAAAUGAGUGAGAGAAUUACAUUUAAACUAAAAACCCAAAUACUUACUAGAAUGUGUGUAUAUAUAGCCUAAACGAGCAUGUGUAUAUGUAUGUUUAUAUAUGUAUGUGUGUAUGUGUACACACAUGCGUGCAUGUGUGUGUGUAAAUGUAUAUGUGCAGAUUUUGUUUUUUACUCAAGAAUGAUCCUCCCCUAAUUUUGGUUUCGUUUUUAGUUCACUUCAAGUGUGUUUUUGUGUCCUGUCGACACGUAUGUCUGUUCUUUAAAGGAAAACCAAAUAAAAAAAAUAAAUAAACGAAAGAUCUAAAAGGUGAGGGGGGAUCAGCUGUUUCUCUUUUUGUGAUGUAAGAGAAACAAAUUGUUGUAUGAAAUGAUGUUGAAUGGAAAUAAAUGAUGGAGCUACAGGGAA
This is a messenger RNA of Epinephelus moara (kelp grouper), 3692 nucleotides long. RefSeq names its product interferon-induced protein with tetratricopeptide repeats 5-like. Gene Ontology annotation, molecular function: protein binding. Gene Ontology annotation, cellular component: cytosol. NCBI's taxonomy places the organism in Eukaryota, Metazoa, Chordata, Actinopteri, Perciformes, Serranidae. Bases 131 to 1456 code for a protein of 441 amino acids. The transcript is spliced from 2 exons. The record is from RefSeq and is a predicted model, not a curated record. Gene Ontology annotation, biological process: defense response to virus.